This is a messenger RNA of Branchiostoma belcheri (Belcher's lancelet), 2963 nucleotides long. RefSeq names its product hemocytin-like. Gene Ontology annotation, molecular function: protein binding. NCBI's taxonomy places the organism in Eukaryota, Metazoa, Chordata, Leptocardii, Amphioxiformes, Branchiostomatidae. The annotation marks the transcript as partial. The transcript is spliced from 19 exons. Gene Ontology annotation, cellular component: extracellular matrix. The record is from RefSeq and is a predicted model, not a curated record.
UGUCCACUGCCUUCACCACUACUGGACCUUGCCAGGAGCCAAUGGGUCUGGAGAAUGGCCUGAUCUCUACCAACAUGAUCAGCGUGUCCAGCCAGCUGCUCCCGACAUCCGGCGCCGACAGCGGCCGUCUCAACACCCCCGAGUCCCCGACCAGUGCCGGUGGCUGGGUGCCUGCCGUCAACGACCAGAGUCAGUGGAUCGAGAUCAACUUGGGCCAGCCUACCCAGAUCACCGGUCUGAUCACCCAGGGUAGGGACAGCGUGACUGCUGACCAGUGGGUCACCUCCUACAAGAUCAUGUACAGUGUCAACGGCCAGACCUGGCAGUACUACAACAGCCCUGCUGGAACACCACAGGUCUUCCCAGCCAACUCUGAUGAGAACACACCCAACCGUCAGCUGUUUGACCUGAACAACCCGAUCUACGCUGAGUACAUCCGUAUCCAGCCCAUCACCUGGCACGAGUGGCCCUCCAUGAGGGUCGAGAUCCUGGGAUGUGCUGAACCAACAACCACCACCAUUGCCAGCACCACCACAACAGCUGGCACUACCCAGACAUCUGUGUUCACCGACAAGCCAGUGACCACCACCAUCGCCACUGCCCCAACUGCUGGUACCACCCAGACCUCCAUUGUCACAGACAAGCCAGUGACCACCACCAUCGCUACUGCCCCAACUGCUGGUACCACCCAGACCUCCAUCAUCACUGACAAGCCAGUGACAACUGCCACCACAACUGCUGGUGUUACCCAGACAGCUAUCAUCACUGACACCACCACCCUUGGCACAGCCACCACAACUGCUGGCAUCAUCACUGACAAGCCAGUGACCACUGCCACCACAACUGCUGGUGUUACCCAGACAGCUAUCAUCACUGACACCACUACUCUUGGCACACCACAGUCUACUGCUACCGUGGUCAGCACACUGCCAUAUGAGGACUGUAUUGUUUGGGCUCCAUAUGUGAACACCAACUACCCAACCCCUGUGGAGGGUGGAGACUUCGAGACCAUUUCUGCUGUAUCUGCUGCAUCCACCUGCAAGAACCCAGUGGACAUCAGGUGCCAGGUUGCAGGAUUCGGCAUGCCAUACCAGGAUGUUGUCAACAUGGGCAUGCAGAACAACAUCAACUGCAACCUGUGGACAGGUCUGACCUGUCAGGACAGCGAGCAACCGAGCGGCUCCUGCUACGACUACGAGGUUUCCCUGGGAUGCUGGGACAUGACAGAGCCACUCUGUGUGCCUCCGACCACGGCUAGCACCACCCAGAUGACCACCCUGGCCCAGACCACCACCACCACAGCAGCGGUCACCACCACAGCUGCCAACAUGGAGCCAUGCCCAGACAUGCCUCUGUCUACCGCCUGGGGCUGUGGCGAUGCCGGCUGUGAGCAGGGCUACUACUGCUACGAGGGUAGCUGUGUCAAGGCUCUGGACUGCCCAUGUGUGCUGCCUGACGGAUCCAUCCAUAGGCCCAUGCAGUUCUGGAACGAUGACGCUACCUGCCAGACCUGCACAUGCCUGGGUGGAGGUGCCUCCGGUGUCACCUGUAUGACCCAGACCUGCCCCAUCCUGUCCUCUGCUGACUGCCCACAGGGUAUGUACUACCAGAAGCCAGCUGGCCAGUGCUGCGGCGAGUGUGUGAACGACAUCUGCCACGAGGAUGAGUUCCACUGCUACCAGGGCACCGCUGGAGAGUGUAUCCCUCUCAUCUGGAUGUGCGAUGGCGUGCCACACUGUACCAACGGAGAGGAUGAGGACAAGUGCGAGACCACUCCACUGCCUACCACUACCCUGGCAACUCUGCCAACCGGAACAGCAACCAGCACCAUCAUUGGCACUCUGCCUACCAUCACUGCACCAACCACUGCAGUCGUCACCCAGACCAACGUCGUUACAACAAAGCCUACCUCCUUCACCACCCUCAUCGCUGGUGAGACCACCACACUGCCAAUGUUCACGGCAACUGCUACUCAGUCCACCCUGCCUACCGUCACAAUGACCACCGGCAAGCCAACAACUACAACAAUUGCCACUAAGCCAACUACCGUGGCCACAACCACCAAGCCAGCGGACGUGGGUCUGACCACCGCGGGCGUUCCCGUCCAGCACGACCAGUGCGUGAUGUACGAGGACACGACCUUCCAGACCUUCGACAACACCCUGUACGAGUACCCGAUCUGCAGCCACGUGCUGGCCAAGGACUGUACCGGCGGACUGUUCGAGGUUAUGGCUGUUCUGGACUGCACUGGUGUUGACAACCGCCUGCUGUGCCGCCGCGGUAUCGAGGUACAGAUCGGUGCUCACACCUUCUUCUUCGAGCGCAUGAACUACUUCAAGUACAACGACAGGUUCGUGAGCUGGACCAACAUCGAUGCCUUCAACCAGGCUCUUGCUGCCGACGGCAUCCACAUCCAGAAGUACGGUGGAGAGAUCAUCGUCACCACCAACAUCGGAGUCACCAUUAGGUGGACUGAGCGCUAUGAGGCCAAGAUCGACGUGACACCAGAGCUGCACAACCAGCUGUGCGGUCUGUGCGGACCCAACAACCACGACCCCACCGAUGACUUCAUGAUGCAGUCCGGCACCCUGACCGGUGACGUCACGGCCUUCGGAGACAGCUGGUCCACCGGAGACAACACCUGUCCCGAGGCCGUGGAGCUGCAGAGCUGCCCUGUCGACAUGAUGCUGGAGGCCCAGGCCAAGUGUGACAUCCUCAGGAGUGACAUCUUCUCUGCCUGCCACCCGUACAUUGAUGUGGAGAUCUUCCACAGACUGUGUAUGUCUGACGUGUGCCAGUGUCUGCAGUCCGACCUUGCUGCUCAGGCCGCCGGUGUGGCUGACUGUGAGUGCGACGCCCUGUCUGCCUACAGCCGCGCCUGCGCCCAGCACGACAUGAACGUGGUUCUGGACUGGAGGACGCCACUGCGCUGUCCUGCUGAGUGCCCACCAGGCAUGGUGUAC